UCAACAAACCGGAAGCCGGAAGUGCUCGGAGCAACCAGCUGACUCUGUGACAGCUGUCAGGCGUGGAUGAUGGCGGGCAGGCUGUCCCUGCCGGAGGUGGAUCUCACCUGCCCCGUGUGCUGCGACAUCUUCCGGGACCCGGUGGUGCUGAAGUGCAGCCACAGCUUCUGCGCGUCCUGUCUGCGGGAGCACUGGAGCCGCCGCGGCCGCCAGCGGGACGGCCCCCUCUGCAGGACGGAGAGCCUGGACGAGCCGGUGCCCAGCCUGACCCUGAAGAACCUGUGCGAGUCCGUGCAGGAGGAGAGCCGGGCCGGGGAGGACCAGGAGGACCAGGAGCUGUACUGCGGGCCCGGGGAGGUGUGCGCCCUGCACGGGGAGAAGCUCAAGCUGUACUGCCUGCAGGACGGGGAGCCCAUCUGCGUGGUGUGCCACACCUCCAGGAGACACAAGAGCCACGACUGCUGCCCCGUGGGCGAGGCCGUGCUGGACGUGAAGGACAAGAUGCAGUCCGCUCUAAGUUCCCUGCAGGAGAAGAAGGACGUUCUUGAUAAAAUCAAGAAAAACUAUGAAGACGCAGCGGUGCACAUCGAGACCCAAGCUCGGUUUGUGGAAAGACGCACCCAUGAGGAGUUUGAAAAACUCCACAAAUUCCUCCGGGACGAAGAGGAAUCCAGAAUGGAGGCGCUGAGGACGGAGGAGGAGCAGAAGAGGGAAGCGCUGAGGCAGCAGAUUGAAGAAAUGGAGGGAAAUAUGUCGUCUGUGUCUGAGGCCAUCAGAGCUCUGGAGGAGGAGAUGGCUUCGGAGGGCAUCUCGGUCCUUCAUAAAUCCAAGAGCAUGCUAGCCAGAGCUAAUCAUCCGGUUAAAGAUCCCGUCAUGGCUCCGGGAGCACUAAUAGAUGUGGCCAGAUACGUCGGCUGUUUGACAUUCCAGGUUUGGGAGAAGAUGCAUAAACUUGCCAAAUACACUCCCGUCACCCUGGAUCCCAACACCGCGGCCCCCUGGCUCGUCCUGUCAGACGACCUGGCCAGCGUCCAUGACAGCGAUGAGAAGCAGAAGCUGCCCGACAACCCGGAGAGGUUCGACCCCGACACGGCCGUCCUGGGCCGGCAGGGCCUGAGCUCCGGCAAGCACGCCUGGGAGGUGAACGUCGGGGAUAACACGGCGUGGGUCGUCGGCGUGGCCAAGGAAUCCGUCAAGAGGAAAGAGAAGGUGUCUUCGGUGCUGAAUAACGGCUACCUGUGUGUGUACUUCUACCACAAGAUGUACUUCGCCGGUACCUCUCCUUUGACGCGAUUGAGCCUGAAAAGGAAUCCUCAGAGGGUCCGAGUGCAGCUGGACUGUGAAAAGGGCAGGGUGUCGUUCUACGAUCCGCAUAACAACACGCACAUCUACACCUUCAAACACGCCCUCACCGAGCCGCUCUUCCCGUACCUCUGGGUCGGCUGUCAGAACUGCCCUUUGACAGUCGAACCAGCAGAAGUUUUCCUCCAAUUUCUCGAAAAUUCUUAAGAGUCAGACUUUUCUUCAGCACAAAACUUACAAACACACUAAUCAAUCUGCGUCCUUCCAGCACUUUCUUUGCUGCAAUGCCUUGUUGUCUGGGUUUAUUUCACUUUAAAACACAAUUAAUGUUCUCUUUAAACCAAGAUAAACUACUGGAGUUUUUGGAAUAUGCAGUUACUGAUACACAUUAAAAAAAAGCACUAUUAUAUGUAGAAGUGUGAAGCAUCAUUUUGCAUGCUGGUCCGUGUCUUUGUCCCUUUUUUCUUUUUGCUUCUUCAUGUUUGUCGCUGCUGAUUUGUGUUUAAAAGAGUUUGAUGAGAGUUUAUGUGCAAAUGAUAAUUAUGUUUUACAAAUAAAUGACCUGCAAGCAUUUUGCCUGUCUUAUGUGGCCUGACAUCAUCUUUAGGAGCUCUUUGAUGCAUAAAUUCAUGAUUAAAUCAAGUGAAUUUAUUUCUAAACCAUGUAAUGAUACUUGGGACUGUGUGCUUCACAGAUGAGAACAUUCUUCUGAUCAAAUGUGGAACCCAAAAUGUCAACAGAUGACGCUAUUGGUUUAUUUCUGGAGUGCAUCUUUGAUCAUCCAAGACGAAACUGAUGACAUUUCUUGCAUCAAAAGAUACAUUUUGCUUAUUGAAAUUAUUUCUUUCAAAUACUUUACAGAUCUUCUCAACUCUUAAAGAGGUAUCUUACAUUUUUUUUUAUCAGAGAGGCUCUUCGUCAUAGAUCUGGGCAUCGCAGAGGAACCCAGGCCCAGGUCGUUUAAAUAAAACGCUUUGAGAAGGUUCUCAUCUUUGGAACCUAGUUUGAUUUUUUUUUUUCCCCUUUCCCUGAGUACUUUUAUCAGGUCAUUUGCAAAUCUUUGUUUCAUGUGUCAUGUUAAGACAGGCUGAGUAACUAUCAUAAACUGUGCAAAUCAAGUGCCUUCAGAUGACAUUUAAUGUGAAUCUGCGCAAUAUAAAUAAACUAAAUUGAAUUUG
Cololabis saira (Pacific saury) is the source of this 2480-nucleotide messenger RNA. RefSeq names its product zinc-binding protein A33-like. The transcript has 8 exons. NCBI's taxonomy places the organism in Eukaryota, Metazoa, Chordata, Actinopteri, Beloniformes, Belonidae. The record is from RefSeq and is a predicted model, not a curated record. The coding region runs from base 67 to 1509 and encodes 480 amino acids. Gene Ontology annotation, molecular function: protein binding; zinc ion binding.